CGGCAUUUCACUUCUUUGCAUCCUUUUUGCCAAAUACCGUCCGAUCAGACACAAGCUCGCGAUUUUGGAUACCGCGCCUCAAGUUGAGAGGAUCAUACAUCGUAAAGGCCUCAAUCACACACCGAAGGACUUGCCCCACUUCUUUCCUGGACGCUCCUCACACGAUUCGAUGAUCUCGACAUGAACCAGAGGUAAACACCAAGAUGGCCCGCAAAGGCGGGGGCUCGACCCAACGCAAGGCGCCGCCGCUACCAACAGCGAAUGUAGCUACGAAUGGCAGUUCAAAUGGAAUCCCUCCACCGUCAACAAUCGCAGCUCAGAUUGUGCACAAUGCGGCAAAGACCCAUUCGAAGCAAGAUGCUGCUUCGAAAGUCACAUUCGGCGAGCUUCUGAAAGAAUUUCUGCAGCAUCCAAACACCGAUGAGCCAGAUGCACAACUCGUAUCCUUCAUCUGCGUUGUUGCAGAAGCAGGUUUGGAGAGCUUAUUCAAAGACGAUCCGUUUGCGCAAGAUGAGCAAAGGCAGCAAGGCGUUCGCAGCAUCAAUGCAAUUACAUACCUGCUCCAGCAGAAGCCGCACCUCCUUUUGCAACCCAAGGACGACGAAGAUAGUGGGACUCCUCGACCGCCUGUCAUCCUGUGGCUCUUUCCAAAGAUUCUUGGGCUAUUGACGCAUGCCACCUUACGAUCAAUUCACGGGAAUGCUGAGGGUUUGCUCAGCUUCUGUCUCAGCAUACUGUCCCGGUCUAUGGCAUAUUCGCGUUCUGCUGUCACGGUAAUGCAGCUGUACAAGGCGAACGUUAUCCAUAUUCGAGAUGAAUUGAAGGCUGUCAACGACUCUAUCCCAGCACGAGCGACGCCAUUCCGCAUCAUGGCACCCUCCAUCAGCAGCAUCAAUGACUUUUGGCCAGAAAGCAAACAACUGAUUGCUGUUCCUCACAAUCUCCAAAGGAAGAUUUCUUCGCCAACUUUGUCUAUACACGUCGGAUUUAACCUGCUAGCUGCCUUGUGCCAAUCAACAAGUUCAAACUCACGGAAGAGCAUGUUUGAGCAACAGUAUCCAUGGAUCCUAGAUAUCUGUGAGGAAUUGUGGUGCUACUUCCGCCGGUGGAGUGCUUCAGACAAGCGCCCAUUGCAUGACGAAAUAUUCGCUUUGUAUAUGCGAUUGAUCAACACUCUUACAGUCCUCAGCCCCGAGUCGAAGGAUCGUUUUCCAAGUUCAUACAAGGCUGCGACGACGUCGGUCAAGAGCAUUGCUUAUCUGAUCGAAAGUCUCGCUACUUCGCCCAUGUCAGAUAGCAACCAGGGACAGCUCGCACUGAUGGUGACGCGCCUGUGCUGUACUGCGAGGACUGAGUGGCCCCACGAGAUGGUGCUUGAUCAGCGGCGACAGCCUUCUCAGAUGCUCGAUACUGAAAUUCUGAAGCAAAGCGCCACAAGACUAUGUGAAAACACGGAUGUGCUGUUCAGUCUACAGAAGGAUCUACAGCUUGCGUUGUGUCUUUGGAUGUCGAAAGGCGAGUGGCCCGAGAAGACUGAGAGCCUUCGAGAUGAGCUGUGCUCCAAUGGCGCAGAGAGUUUCACCUCUGCACAGAUAGCCGAAGAUGCAAUCAAGUGCAUUCAGGCAUUUCAGAGGAUGCAUCUAGACGAAGACAGGCCGGCAAAGCGACGAAAGACGUUACACGAAUCGUCAGAGGACGCCAACAUAUCAGCCUACCACCAGCUUACACUACUACUUAACGGAAGCUCAGAGGACUCGCCAAUCCUCACACUUUCCAAUCUCCCUCAAAUUAUCGAGGCAAGAUAUUCUUCUCUAUCUGAUAACCCGAAACUCAAUGAAGCCGCGCAACAACAAUUGCUAAUUGCUCUGGGUAAGGUUGCUUGUGCAGGGUCGCGAUGCCUGCGACCCAACAGGAACGGCUCAAAGCAAUGGGAAAGCCUCACCUGCGCUCUGUGCGACGAACCGGCCACCAAGAUCCGGCAACCAGAAGUCUACUGGGAGAACCAUGGUUAUGGACAGGACUGGAAGGAAGUUAUUGCUGCACUUCUUACAAUCACGAAGGAGCCUAAGUUCCAGGCCUCGACAAGGCCUCGAGUGCUCAUGGCUGUCGCCAUAGGACGCCUUUUCGACCACAUCUCUGAUGACGACUAUCUGAAUCUUGAAAUGUGUGAGCUGGGUCAGUGGUUGCUUGCUUGCAUGAGUCGAUCUCUACGAGAGUUGAAGAUCGCAGCCACUCAUGCACUCAUGGUAUUCCUGCGAGACGACCUCUCCAACCGCGUUCGCCAAAAGAAUCGGACAUCAGUUAUAGAGUUCUUUGAUGUCCUGGUGCAACGUGGAGUUCUUGCUGACCAGGAAACCCUGAUCUUGGCAUAUGGUCACGUAGCCCGCGCCUGUGGCGAGCUGGAGCUUCCCAUCAUCCUCUGUCGACUAGUCGAGUAUCUCGGUCAUCCCAAUGCACUCAUUUGUGGGAUGGCGUACAGAGAACUCGAUGCUUUAGCGGAACCCCACGAACCAGAAGUUUUGUUCAAGCCAUAUUGGAGGAUACUUGCCUUCUCUGUCAUCAAGGAUAUUAUCAACAAGCCACAGAAGGCUCAACAGCUCGCCGAUCUUACCGAGCAGACCGUUCGCCAAUUGCUGGUUUUGACUCAAUCAUACACACUCCCGCACUUGGUGCUGACGAAGAGGAGGGACAUCAUUGAGAAGAUUGCUCAAGCUCGCAAGGUCUCAGUAGCAGAUGUGCUGACCCAACCACGGAUCAAUCUUGCAAAGAUUUUGGCAUUGUUACUCUCGCAGUCUGUGCCUGACGUCGAAUCCUUCGCUCUGGAAACAUUGGCCGAAAUUGAGCCACAAAUGCGGGAGGGUUCCAAUGACAAGCUUGAAUCGCUGAUCGCAAUGGAUAUCACAGGUAUUGCCAUUGAGAUCCUUAUGCUGUCCGCUGAACAAGACGAGCCAAGAAAGGCCCCAUACCGUAGAGCUUUUGGUGCUCUUGCUCGCCUAGCUGAUAUCAAGAGCGGUCAACGCAGAUCGUCGUCUAAGACUAAGAGCCUGGAUGAGUUCUGCGAGACACAUAUUCUCGGUAUCAUCGCAUACUUCUCCGACAUUGUAGAGAGCCCACUCACCCAGAGCAAGUCUACGCCCCGCCCUCUGCCUGAGCGCAAGAGAUGUAUAGCAGCCAUAGGAGACUUCAUCACCCUUGCACGUUACAGUGUGAACGGCGCACUUCCACAGAUACGUGCAUGUCUGCAAUCGGCAAUGUCAGAUCCAGACCUCUGCGACGAUGCCUUCCUAGUAUGGACAGCCUUCCUUGAUGCUCUCGACGCAGAUGACACAAUGCUAGUGAUCGAUCAGACGUUUGCGCUCAUCGUGGAGCACUGGAACAUCUUCUCGGAUGACACCCAGCUGCUGGCAAACAAGACCAUUGUGGCCCUGACACAAGACUACGACGCACAACUGCGCGCCCGCAUCGAGUAUCUUCCGUCUCUGGCAACCAUCCCCAUGAUGUCGAAGACCGAAGCCGAGUUAACACGGUUCAAAUCACAUGUGGAAACUGUUCGAAUCUUCCAAGCCUUCGGCAACAGGUGCAAAGACCAGAAUGCUGUCGUAGUACGUCAAGCUCUCAGAGAGCUUGGUCCAUAUCUGGAUGCCAACCAAAAGCACUUGCACCAAGCAAUUGUGGGGCAGAAACCGCUGCCUGUACUGGCGGAUCUUACUCGAUCCCUUCUGGAUGCCAGUGUACGGUUCUCAGAAAUGCACUCAGACAUUACCACAUUAUGUGCGCAAUGCUUGGGUAUCAUUGGAGGCCUCGACCCCUAUCGAGUUGAAACGGUACGCGAGAAGAAGCGCGUCUUGAUGUUGUCAAACUUCUCACGACGAGACGAAGACAUUGAUUUUGUAGCUCUUCUGCUCGAGCAGGUCCUUGUCAAAGUCUUCCUGUCGACCACGAAUGCGACGUCACAAGGGUGGAUAGCCUACGUCAUGCAGGAGAUGCUCAAGCACUGUGGCUUCAGCGCUCUAGCAGUCGCGAAGCCUCGCUCCUCACAGAUCAGCACGGAAGCGCAAAGGUGGAACGACAUUCCUGAGCCUACGAGGAACGUCUUGACACCCUUUCUCAACUCGAGAUACUCCGUCAAUCGUAACCCAGCCCUCCAGUACAAGUCUCCACCAUAUCCGAUUUUCGACGGUAAGAUCAGCCACGGAACCUGGCUCCAGACAUUCGUAUAUGACCUCCUACAGAAGGGCCAGGGUAUCAACGUGGAGAUGGUGUUCCCUGUCCUAGCCAGGGUCAUUAGGGGUUUCGACCUGUCGAUUGCAACCUUCAUCCUUCCUUUCGCAGCUCUGAACGUUAUCGUGUCUGACAAUGACGAAAAUAUGAGCUAUGUUGGAACCGAGCUGAUGACGGUCCUGCGGCGCGAGAUGCAGUCCACAGACCAGACAGAUGCUAUUUUGAUCAAGCAAUGUAGCGAGAAUGUAUUUCAAGUUCUCGAUUAUCUUUCGCUGUGGCUACAAGAGAAGAAAAAAUCUGUCACAGAUGCCAGGAUCAUGGCGGGCAAGACUGGGAGAGGCGUCUCGGAGGAAGAGGAGAUGAACGCAAUCAAACAAAUCAGCCGUGUAGAGGGCAUCCUCCAGCUUGUCCCAGCUGAGGUGAUCUCUCAGCGUGCGGUUGAUUGUGGGUCCUACGCUCGCGCCCUCUUCCACUGGGAGCAAUACUACCGCCAACAGCAGCAUCUCAAGACCGAGACAAAUCAAGUCUUUGAGAAGGAUGAUUUGUUGCAGCACCUUCAGUCCAUCUAUGCGCAAAUAGACGAGCCGGACAGCAUUGAAGGCAUCACAGCUCAUCUCAAGGUGCUCAACCCCGAGCAACAGAUCAUGGAAGAUCGCAAGGCUGGCAGGUGGACCGCAGCUCAGAGCUGGUAUGAGGUUGCUUUGGCUACCAAGCCAGACGAUCUAGAGGUUCAAGUUAUGCUCCUGACCUGUCUGAAGGAGUCAGGUCAAUAUGAUGCAAUCCUAAACUACGUGGACGGCUUUCACGCAGCCAACCCGGUAUCGAUAAGUACGCUCCCAUUCGCUGCUGAAGCAGCCUGGUCGGCUGGCAAGUGGACACAGCUCGAAAGGAUCCUCGGCGCUUCAUCUGACAAGGUCAUCGGUACGACCACGGACUUCAACAUAUGCGUUGGAAAAGCAUUGCUUGCGUUGUACAACGAAGAUGACUCGGAGUUCAAGAAUCUCAUUGCUGCACUUCGUAGGACCUUGUCAAAGAGCCUCUCUCCAUCGAACACCAACUCUCUGCAGGCGUGUCACGAUACGCUAGUCAAACUGCACGCUCUGUAUGAGAUUGAAGCAAUCAGUGGCGUCAUGACGCCUCACCCGCCAGAACGCGAGAAGGUCCUCAACAAUCUGGACCUUCGAUUAGACGUUAUUGGUGCUCACACUUCCGACAAGCAGUAUCUCCUUGGCGUGCGUCGUGCGACCAUGCUCGUCUCAAGGAUCGACUUCAGCGAUCUCGACAUCGCUUCGGCUUGGCUCACUACGGGACGACUUGCCCGCAAGGGCGGGUUCAUGACCACUGCAUUCAAUUCAGUACUCCACGCCGACCAGCUGGGCGACGGAGCCUCCAAGAUUGAGUACUCAAAACUACUGUGGAAAGAAGGACAUCACCGAAAGGCGAUCCAGACCUUGCGAGGUGCCAUCGACAGUAAUGCCUUCCAAAACAGCGACAGCCUGCCGAUCAACAUCUCCAUCACAACCGAUGGCCGUGGAGGUGAUCACAUAAGUAAGGUCAAGUGCCAUGCUCAGCUACUGCUCGCAAAAUGGCUCGACCGUGCGGGACAGACCAAGUCCGGAUCUUUGAAGGACGCGUAUGCGACAGGUGUGAUGUCAUAUCCCAAGUGGGACAAAGGCCAUUACUACCUGGGACGAUAUUACCUAAAGCUGUUGGAAUCUGAGAAAAAGUUGCCUGUCACAAAGCAAAGUCAGGAGUAUCUCGCCGGAAGCUUGAUCAAACUGGUAAUUGAGAACUUCAUACGAUCCACGGUGUACGGCACAAAGUACUAUUACCAGACCCUACCGAAGAUCCUCACACUCUGGCUAGACCUGGGAACUGAGGUCAUAAACGUAGUGCCUCGGUCUGCGCGAGAUAAAGAGUUCCAUGACCACAGAAUCACCUACCUGGACCACAUCAACAAGUACCUGAAGCGGUAUGCUGGCGAGCGAAUGCCUGCUUACACAUGGUACACUGCCUUUCCACAGAUCAUCACACGCAUCAGCCAUCCCAACAAGAACGUCUGGGAUGCUCUGCAGUCCAUUAUCAUUCGAGUCGCAGCAGUGUACCCCCAGCAGACGCUAUGGAGCUUGCUAGCGGUACUGCACUCGACUCAAGACGAUCGUCGUACACGCGGCACUGCUGUGUUGCAAAAGCUGCGCGAACAAUCGAAGCGCAAGAACGGAGCUUUGGAUUUGAAGAACGUCAUCGUGCAAGGACAGCGCCUGACUGAUGCUCUGCUGAUAGCCUGCGACGCUCCAGUCGAGCAGCGAGUCACGCAUGUCAGCCUUUCAAAAGACCUUGGAUUCAGCCACAAGCUCGCACCUAGUCAGUUGGUGGUGCCCAUUGAAGCGAACUUGCUACCAAAUCUCCCGGCUGGAAAUGACAGUAAGACGAUACGUCUGCACAAUCCGUUCCCACAGGAUGCAAUUACAAUCAAUGCAUUCAUGGAUGAUGUGCUUGUGCUCUCCUCGCUGCAACGCCCGCGCAAGAUCAACGUUCGAGGCUCAGAUGGUCGAUCUUACGGUCUUCUUUGCAAGCCCAAGGAUGACUUACGCAAAGAUCAGCGUCUCAUGGAGUUCAACGCUAUGAUCAACCGUGCAUUACAGAAGGAUAUCGAGUCCAGCAAGCGUCGGCUGUACAUCAGGACGUAUGCGGUGACGCCGCUGAACGAAGAGUGUGGAGCAAUCGAAUGGGUCGAAGGACUCAAACCGAUGCGUGAUAUCAUCCUCCGCUCUUACCGUCAGCACAACGUGCAAAUCGAUUACGCAGAAAUUCGCAUGCUGCUCGCCGAAGCUUCAUCCUCGCCAGGGAAGGUCCCCAUCUUCACAGAGAAGAUCUUGGGCAAGUUUAUGCCAGUGCUCCACGAGUGGUUCGUCGAGACGUUCCCGGAGCCAGAAGCUUGGUUAUCGGCGCGGCUGCGAUACACGCGUUCCUGCGCAGUGAUGAGCAUUGCAGGUCACGUACUCGGGCUGGGGGAUAGACACGGCGAGAACGUGUCGCUAGAGCAAGGCACCGGUGGUACUUUCCACGUCGACUUCAACUGUCUGUUUGACAAGGGCCUCACGUUUGAGAAGCCCGAGCUCGUGCCAUUCCGUCUCACACACAACAUGGUCGACGCCAUGGGUCCGCAAGGUGUCGAGGGACCCUUCAGAAAAGCGGCUGAGUUGGUGUACAGCAUCUUGCGGCAACACGAAGAUACGCUCAUCACUAUCCUUGAGACGUUUGUUCAUGAUCCGACAGCUGACUUCUUGGGCGGGAAGAGGAGGAAGAAGAUUCCGGGCGUUCCAGACACACCGCAGGAGGUACUGGAUACUGUGAGAACCAAGGUCAACGGGUAUCUGAAGGGAGAGUCGGUGCCGCUCAGUGUGGAGGGGUAUGUCGAUGCAUUGAUUGCGAUGGCGAGAGACCCGAUGAACCUGGCAUCUAUGUACAUUGGAUGGUGUGCUUUCUUUUAGUUGACAUUGCAGCAGAGGCGUUGAGUAUUCGUGGGAUGUCGUAUACGUCGUCAGUAUCGUUCUAUAUGGUUGAAGGGGCUUGCAUAACAUGAUGAUAGAAAUGCAAAAUUGAGUCAAGGCGAA
This is a messenger RNA of Didymella exigua CBS 183.55, 7838 nucleotides long. Its product is annotated as protein kinase rad3. Gene Ontology annotation, biological process: protein phosphorylation; telomere maintenance; DNA damage checkpoint signaling. Gene Ontology annotation, cellular component: nucleus. NCBI's taxonomy places the organism in Eukaryota, Fungi, Ascomycota, Dothideomycetes, Pleosporales, Didymellaceae. The record is from RefSeq and is a predicted model, not a curated record. Gene Ontology annotation, molecular function: protein binding; protein serine/threonine kinase activity. The transcript has 9 exons. Bases 204 to 7715 code for a protein of 2503 amino acids.